This is a messenger RNA of Chrysemys picta bellii (western painted turtle), 1499 nucleotides long. Lineage: Eukaryota; Metazoa; Chordata; Testudines; Emydidae. The record is from RefSeq and is a predicted model, not a curated record.
GAGUGACAACAGGUGACAGGCUGGCGGCUCACACUGUUGUGUCACAGAGGAGUUCCAGGAUAACGGCAGAAAGACAUCUUAUCAGUUAUUGGAGAACACCCAGGACAGAAAGGACAUACAAUACCUUCUUUUAUUAUUUUAAAUAUUGAUCAGGGUUAGCAAUACCUGUGCUUCAAUACAGAAUGUCCUGCGUUAAUGGGGAAACUGGUGGGCACUCGAUGUAUAACCUCUGUGGUCAGGGUCAAAGCUCCAGCUCCCAGUUAGGUCGUCUGAAUGGUCAUAGGAAGUCUUCAGGAUUGUUGGAAGUGACAGGGAACUUAAACAAUAAGCAAUAUUCUUCAGUGGCUCUAGCUCCAGAUACCAUGGUGAAUAAUGGAUCAGGAAUUCCCCCUAACUCUGAGCAAGACACAAAGGAUUCAGCAUUCCAGCUCAGCAACCAACCUAUGACAGGAAGUGAAAUCCGUAGGACCUACACUACCAAGUGCUUCUAUGGCCCUUAUUUAACCAAAACUAGCAUGCAGGGAGAUGUCUACAACUUCCUGGAGAGGCCUAGUGGAUGGAAGUGUUUUAUUUACCAUUUUACUGUAUUUCUACUGGUGCUGAUUUGUUUAAUUUUCAGUGUACUCUCUACUAUAGAACAUUAUUCAGAAUUCGCCACGGGGACCCUUUUCUGGAUGGAAAUUGUUCUGGUGGUGUUUUUUGGUGCUGAAUAUUUGGUGCGGCUAUGGUCUGCUGGUUGCAGAAGUAAAUAUGUUGGCUUUAAGGGAAGACUACGUUUUGCCAGAAAGCCUAUAUCAAUUAUUGAUCUUAUUGUUGUGAUAGCCUCAAUUAUUGUUCUGAGUGUAGGAUCAAAUGGGCAGGUGUUUGCCACAUCUGCCAUAAGGGGAAUCCGGUUUCUCCAGAUACUUCGCAUGCUUCAUGUAGAUCGGCAGGGUGGCACUUGGAGACUCUUAGGAUCAGUUGUUUUCAUACAUCGUCAGGAACUCAUAACCACUCUGUACAUUGGAUUCUUGGGACUGAUCUUCUCAUCCUAUUUUGUCUAUCUUGCUGAGAAGGAUGCAGUGGAUGAAGAUGGAAGAACAGGUUUCUCCAGCUAUGCUGAUGCCCUGUGGUGGGGUGUGGUAACGGUCACAACAAUUGGUUAUGGAGACAAAGUACCACAGACAUGGAUUGGGAAGACAAUAGCCUCCUGUUUCUCAGUAUUUGCUAUAUCUUUCUUUGCUCUUCCAGCGGGGAUUCUGGGUUCUGGUUUUGCCUUGAAGGUACAACAGAAACAACGUCAGAAGCAUUUUAACAGGCAGAUCCCAGCUGCAGCGUCUCUAAUUCAGACUCUAUGGCGGUGCUAUGCAGCAGAGAAAUCAUACAGUUCUACAGCAACAUGGAAGAUCUAUGUUACAUCGCCUGCUCAAAAUACAAAAAAAACACCAGCGCCAUCUAGCCCUAGUCUGAGAAAACAGGUUAAAAGGAACUUACCAUACUUAUUUUCUUCUUGGUUUUAA